This is a messenger RNA of Salvia hispanica, 2148 nucleotides long. Its product is annotated as patellin-3-like. The record is from RefSeq and is a predicted model, not a curated record. Gene Ontology annotation, molecular function: lipid binding. Lineage: Eukaryota; Viridiplantae; Streptophyta; Magnoliopsida; Lamiales; Lamiaceae.
AAAUUCAACCAAAAUUUCCCAUUUCAAUCCAUUCUUCUCCUCUCUCUCUCUCUCUCUCCAUCAAAUUUCCCAAUUUCCCAAAAUUUGCAUAUUUCCUCUCUAAAUCUCCUUGCUGCUUCCACAUGGCGGAGGAAACCAAGAAGGCGGCGGCUCCCGAGGCGGCCGAGGAGGCGGCGGCGGCGGUGUCCGACGUGCCGGUGGCGGAGAAGGAGGUGCCCCCGCAGCCGGAGCCGGAGAAAGCGGCGGAGGAAGGAGAAAAGGAGAAGGAAGCGGCGCCGGAGGAGAAAGUUGCCGAAUCCGCUUCCUUCAAAGAGGAGAGCAACAAAGUCGACGACCUCGUCGAUCCGGAGAAGAAAGCUCUCGAUGAGCUCAAGCUCCUCAUUCAAGAAGCCCUCAACAACCACGCCUUCACCGCUCCUCCGCCGGCGAAGAAGGAAGAAGAGCCAAAAACAGAGACAAAAACCGAAGAGAAGAAGGUGGAAGAGGUAAAGAUCGAAUCUUGCGACGCCCCACCUGCUGAAACUCCGGCGGAGACGCCUGCAACGGAGGCGCCGGCGGCGGAGAAGAAGGUGGAAGAGGUAAAGAUCGAAUCUUGCGACUCCCCACCUGCUGAAACCCCGGCGGAGGCGCCUGCAGCGGAGGAGCCGGCGGCGGAGAAGAAGGCGGAAGAGGUAAAGAUCGAAUCUUGCGACGCCCCACCUGCUGAAACUCCGGUGGAAGAAGCAAAAAUCGAAUCUUCAGAGGCGGUGGAAGAGAUCAAAGAGACCAUAGUCCAUGAAGUGACGCCCCCAUGCGAGGAGCCCGCGGCGGAGGAAGAAGCGCCGCCGCCUCCCACGCCGGAGGAGGUUUCCAUCUGGGGCGUCCCACUCCUCGCCGACGAGAGGAGCGACGUCAUCCUCCUGAAAUUCUUGAGGGCUCGUGAUUUCAAGGUGAAGGAGGCGUUCACCAUGCUGAAGAGCGUGGUGGCGUGGAGGAAGGAAUUCAAGAUCGAUUCUUUAGUGGAGGAGGAGGGGGAGGAGUCCGCCAUUGUUGAAGGGCUUGAGAAAGUUGUGUUCUUGCAUGGUGUUGACAAAGAGGGCCACCCCAUUUGCUACAAUGCCUUUGGGGCUUUUCAGGACAAGGAGCUGUAUAACAACACCUUUGGUGAUGCUGAGAAGAGGGGGAAAUUCUUGAGGUGGUAUAUUCUCUUGUUGGAGAAGAAUAUCAGGAAAUUUGAUUUCAGCCCUGAUAGCAUUUGCACCAUUGUUCAAAUCACUGAUCUCAAGAAUCUGCCUGGCUUGAUUCUCUUCAAGAAGGAUUUCAGACAGGCUACUAAUGAGGCUCUUCAGCUUCUCCAGGAUAACUACCCUGAGUUUGUUGCCAAACAGGUGUUCAUCAAUGUUCCAUGGUGGUAUGUGGCUUACAAUAGGUUGAUCAGUCCAUUCUUGACUCAAAGGACCAAGAGCAAGUUUGUGUUUGCUGGCCCUACCAAGACUGCUGAGACCCUCUUUAAAUACAUAGCACCUGAGCAUGUCCCAGUUCAAUAUGGUGGCCUAAGCAAGGAUGGUGAGGCAGAAUUCACCACUGCUGAUUCUGCAACAGAGGAAACCAUCAAGCCGGCGGGCAAGCACACCGUUGAGCUCCCCGUCACCGAGGCUUGCACACUGGUGUGGGAGGUGAGGGUGGUGGGGUGGGAAGUCUGCUACGGGGCGGAGUUCGUGCCCUCGGCUGAGGGUGGAUACACGUGGGUUGUGCAGAAGUCGAGGAAGAUUGGGCCCGGGGACGAGCAGGUCGUCGGGUGCAGCUUCAAGAUUGGUGAGACUGGCAAAGUUGUGCUCACAUUUGACAACCAAACAUCCAAGAAGAAGAAGCUUCUUUACAGGUUCAAGACUAAGCCCUCUGAAUGAAUGGAAACAUGAAAUGUGCAGCAAAAGAAAUAGGAGAGGAAAAGGGUGGUUUUCUUUCCUUUGUUCAGUUACAUUAUUCUUUUUUACUUGAUUUGUGUUUUAAAAAAAGAAGAAACUUGAAAAUGUUGUUGAUUCUAUAUUUGUUGGUUGGUUGGUUGGUUGGUUGGUAUUAUAAAUUGAAGUUUUUUGUUGUUGGAUUGUGGGUGUAACAAAAUUUGGGAUGCAAGUACAUAUGGUGAAUGUGAAACAGAAAUAUUUAUUA